Molecule: messenger RNA, 3393 nt
Organism: Drepanopeziza brunnea f. sp. 'multigermtubi' MB_m1
Lineage: Eukaryota; Fungi; Ascomycota; Leotiomycetes; Helotiales; Drepanopezizaceae
Biological process (GO): regulation of transcription by RNA polymerase II
Cellular component (GO): SLIK (SAGA-like) complex; SAGA complex
Molecular function (GO): structural molecule activity; protein heterodimerization activity
Source: RefSeq, a predicted model, not a curated record
AUGUUACCCUCCGCACUCAGCACUUCCAACCUCAGCGCCCACCACAAACCAUGGCCGCUCUCCACCUCGCGCCCCAGCAUUAAGACUCUGCACCAUCGCGACGACACGCCUGCGCGCUCGACUCCCGGCCUCAUGACCGACGAUGCUACAAUGGGGGACUCGGCCGCCGUACAUCUCGAUGGAGAUAUCGAUGAGCACCGGAGACAGCUGUUCAAAGACCUCUAUCUGCGGUCCGAGGCAAAGAUAGCUGGCUUGUUUGGCGGCUCGGGCCCCUUGGAGCAGGGCCAGGGAGAGGAGAAUGCGGCUGCCGACGCGCAAUUGGCCAUCGAGGAUUCCCAUGCCGCGGAACUUGCUACAAUCGAGUAUGCGCCUAAGAAGGCAGCCCGAACUAUCGAUGAAGACAACUAUGAUGAUGACGAUGACGAUGAAGGUGAAGGUGGGCGAGACUCUCCGGCCAAGAUCACGAGCGAGAAUGCCUUACUGUCCCCCUCGAAAUCCGGCAGCUCUCCCGUCUCAUCUGGCCUAUCUCCCACGAAGCAGCUCAAUUCUCACAAGGAAGAUGCUGCGGUGGCGGAGCCACAAUCGUCUGAGGAUGCGCGGAAGCAGCUGGAGGAAGCUAAGAAGGCAAACGAGGAGGCCGUGAAGCGCAGUUUCAACACGCUGUUCUACACUUUGGAAAAUGACCGCAUGGCUAUGCUGGAGCAGCAGAAGCUCGAGGAGUCCGAGAAGCAGAUCGAUGCAGAGAUGCACCACGAAGGAAACAAUAACAAUGCUCAAGGCGCAAAUGGCCAGCAGUAUGGGUCCCUGAGCAAUGCCAACCUGGGUGCAUCGAGUCUAACAUUGAAGCAUCUCAUCAACCGGAUCGACCUCAAGCGGCACCAGGUGCAAGCUUCUGAUGCCGAACUGCGUUCUCUCAUAAAUGAAGUCCGCAAGAAUAGAUCUAAAUGGGCAAGCGAGGAGCACGUUAACCAGGAGGAGCUGUACGAAGCCGCAGAGAAGAUUCUGGGUGACCUCAAGGCCCGGACGGAGUUUUCUACCCCCUUCCUCACCCGAGUAAACAAGCGAGAUGCGCCCGACUACUACAACAUUAUCAAACACCCCAUGGACCUUGGGACAAUGACCAAAAAGCUCAAGACACUAUCAUACAAAUCGAAAGAGGAUUUUGUGAAAGAUUUGACGUUAAUUUGGAAUAAUUGCCUUGCAUAUAAUGCCAGCCCAGAUCACCCGUUACGGAUCAGCGCAAACGCCUUGAGGAAGGAGGCAGAGAAAUUAAUCCCUCUGAUACCCGAUCUUGCGAUCCGGCCCAGAGCAGAAGUGGAAGCCGAGGAACGCCGCAAGCAAAAUGGAGAUGAUGACGCUGGUGAAGACAGCGACGAUGAACCCAUUAUGUCUUCCCGGGGCCGGAAAGCUGGUGUCGGAGCCAAAGGCACUAAGGCCCGGAAGGCUCGAGAAGAGAGCACUCCUGUGGUCGACCAGAAGCCUACCCUUCAGCUCAACGGCCUCCUUGGUAGCAUUGGUAACGACGGAUCUGAUGCUGGGUUUGAUGGCAGCCAAAACGGAUUUGCGACCCCGCCAAUCGGAUGCAACACAUACACGGGAAUCAACGGCAUCAUGGGCCAUGGGAGUCAAGCUGAUGGAGAUCUUGACGAGCCUUCUAUCAAUGGAAUCUCGCUAGGUCAAGCGCUAGGAGCUGCUGCGGAUGAUUCCCGAGACGAUGAGGAAUUCAAAAUCUGGAAGCAAGUGACGAAGAAAGAUCGAGCACUCGUAGCUAAGGAGAGACAUCGACUUUUCCGGGGCGAUAGACUCAACCCCGAAGAACCUGCGUUACUUCGAUCCAAGGCGGGAAUGAGAAGAUGGCUUCGGCAGCAAAAGCAAGCGAACGGCAAUGAUUCACUCCCAGACCCCAACGGAAAGGCAAAAGACGCUCACCAGGGAGUCGAGACUCUGGCGGAGGGAAUGGAGGGUGAAGAGGAACUAGUCCUCCCUGAUUACUACGAUAUGCUCUCGGCAAUUCCCGAUAUCAACCCAAAGCUUCAGUGGGUUGAAGAUGCUGAUGGCCAGCUCGUCGAUCCGAAUGAAGAAUUCUUACGAAUGGUCCCGGCUGGAUUGUUUCAGGCUCCCAAAAGUGCCUUGUCACAAAGAGUCGAAGGCAACAUGCGGCAGAUGCAGGAGACGAGAAAGUUGUGCUCGAAGAUUGGCGUCAUUAAGCAGAUGCAAUUGCAAGCACAGAUGUAUAACAACCAAUUUCCAAAAUACGAGCCUGAACCUUUCGUAGAGGCCGAUAUCGAGCCUCAUGUCACAUCAGACGACGGACCGAUCAUGGCAACCUGGGUUUGCAAGGCAGCUAUGCAACGAUCAGUCGCGAAGCUCUGCUAUCAUGCUGGUUUUGAGGAAUUGCAGCCAAGCGCGCUAGACGUCAUUACUGAUAUUGCAGGAGAUUUUUUUGGUAAACUGGUACAGACAUUCAAUGUCUAUCGGGAGGCGCCAAGGAUACCUACCAUCACCGGAUCUUUGGAUGCAGGCUCAAAAUGGCAGGCGCGCUUCACAGACGAGGAAGUGGUUCUCCACACCCUCAGCGAAAACGGGGCGAAUCUUGAAAGCCUAGAAGUCUACGUCAAAGAUGAUGUGGAGCGCCUCGCAACCAAGCUCGGGGUUGUGCACGACCGCAUGAAAGCGCAUCUUUCGGACCUCCUACGACCCGCACUGACCGAUGGCGGCGCAGAUGGAUCUGGGGCAUUCAAAGAUGGGAGCGAGCAGUUCGUUGGAGGCGACUUCGCCGAAGAGCUUGGUGAAGAUUUCUUCGGCUUCAAAGCCCUCGGUCUGGACAGCGAGUUUGGGCUGGCGAGUCUUUCGGUGCCUCUACAUCUCCUGCACACGAGACUGUACCAGAGUCAGCCAAGCGCUGUUAUCCAAAAUGCCUCGGCCGAUAUCUUUGAACCCCUCCAACCUUUGGAUCCUGUCACGUUCGAGAAUAUCCACGACGAGAUCGGUCUCGUCAAGCAAUGGUUCCUCUCAAAAUUGCAUGCCAACAAACGCCAGCCACUGACGGAAGACGACGACCUACCCAUUAAGCAGAGGCCUACCAAACCUCGCCUUCCUCCUACAGGAAAGAUCACCACUCCUCGCAAACGCACGCUGAAAGACCAACCCGGCAAUUCCAAGAAAAAGAAGAAGUUGGAUCACGGCACAGCUUUGGAUCCGGCGAUCGGUGCCAAGAUGGGCGUCAGCGGCAGCCCGGAAAAGCCAGGCGCGGUCAAGAAGCUGAAGGCACUGCCUAAUGGCGGGGCGGUGUCUAUGGAGCGCGCGGAGAGCAGUCAGGGCAACAUGAGCCAGACGGAGAAGGAUGACGUGAGCGCUGUAGGUAUGAUGAGCCCAGAGAGCAUCGAGCGGUGA